UCUCAUCUCAUCUCAUCUCUUCAUCAUCGUUCGUCGCUCGCAUCGCAUCGCAUUGCAUCGCCAACGCAUCGCAUCUGAUCCAAUCUCAGCUGUCUCCCCUCCUCUCCUCAGCUCGCAAUCAGCACAGAUCCACUUUCGUCACCUGCCAGCCGCCAGCCCCGUCCGCCACGGCCCUGCAUUCCACCCACUUCUCACGCCACGGCCCCCGACCCAGGCUCUAUCCAUCUCUCACUCCAUCUCCGACCUCCGACCUCCGACUUCAUGAGCGCAAGCAGACUCCAGCGGCGCGCAUGUGCGCCCGAGCCACGUGGCCGAGGCCGCUCCGCCGUCCCCAAACGCACGCUCUCGAGCGUCGCGUUCUCCUGUCCAUCCCUCGACGCGUGUCUGCACGCAUGCGGCUCGACGUCGUUCCCCUCUUCUUCUUCUUCUUCCUCUUCCUCCUCUUCGCCAUCGCCCCCGACGUCGCCGGAGGAGGAGCACGAGCUCGAGCUCCCUCCCCCCGCCGGGCCCGAGACGAAGGCCGAGCACGAGCACGAGCACGAGCCUGAGCCGGCGGUCGCGCCGGAGGAGAGGAGGGGACGGCGGAGGGAGCGGGACGCACACCCGUCGCCCGCGACGCGCGCCCACACCACCGCAUAUCCCCCGCGCGAAGUCGUGCAGAACAAGGACCCGCGCCUCGCGCGCAUCGCCGAGCCUUCUACAUGUACACCGCGCCCCCGCCCCUUGCGCCGGAGUACGGGCGCGCGCUCGCCGCUCGCCACGACGAGCACGCUGCCGUGUGAUUUGGAUGUGCCGUAGGGGUUGCUCGACUCAAGUAUGGCUCAUCAGACUCGACUCUUUGGGUCGACGCUGUCCCCGGCGUGUCUCCUUCCAGCAUAUCUCCCUCCGACGAGUUUCCCUCUGGCCUCUGGCAUGUCCCCCUCGGACGAGUCUCCCUGCGUGUUUCCCCUCGGCCUCCUCUCUUUGGUCUUCCUCCUCGUUGUCUCCGCCCUGCCCCUCAGCCUCUCCAUCCGAUAGCUGUAAAUUGUAGCUCUAGUCCACUAUAAAUGACGUGCGUGCAUCGUCGCGAUA
Messenger RNA from Cutaneotrichosporon oleaginosum, 1071 nucleotides. RefSeq lists its product as uncharacterized. The record is from RefSeq and is a predicted model, not a curated record. NCBI's taxonomy places the organism in Eukaryota, Fungi, Basidiomycota, Tremellomycetes, Trichosporonales, Trichosporonaceae.